GGUGUCUGUGUAUUUUGGAACCUGCUAGAAUUACUGGAUAAUAUAUAUAUAAAACCCAGGCUGUUGCAUCAGACAAAUUCUACCUCUGCAUUACAGCAAAUCAAACUCUGCUGCAUUAACCUCCUCCUUUUCCUUUUCCUUUUCCUUUUCCUUUUUUGCGUCUUCCUUCCAAUCUCGACCGUCCGUUUCUCGAUCGCACGGUCGAUCCGUGGCCAAAAUCCCUAGGCGUAACGCUCGUGCAUCUGCAGCUGUCUCCGUUCCACCGUGCACGUCGCGCUCUCUCGCUCCCGACGCGACAACAUGCUCGCCUCCGCCGCCGAGUUCACGGACAACCCGGCGGCGACAGCCACGGUGGCGGCGCGACACGGCGUCGACGGCGGCGGCAGCAGGGUGGUCGUGCCGCUGUUCCUGGUCACCGUGUCCCUGUUCUUCGUCACGUACCAGCUCUUCGGCGUGGCCGCGGCGGCCGGCGCCAUGGUGCUCGACGUCUGCGCCGUCGCCCUCGCCGCGCUCAAUGUCACGGUCACCCGCGCGCGCCGCUUCCCCUUCCUGCGCCUGUCGCUCGGCGGGGAGGAAGGCCAUGGUGGUGGUGGUGGCGCCGGCGGUGGUGACGUGGCGCCGGCGGCGGCCGGGAUGGACGCGGCGGCGAUCAUGGCGCUCCCGGCGGCCUUCGGGUACAAGCGGGAGCAGACGGCGGCGGCGGCGGGGGGAUGGGCGCAGUGCUCGAUAUGCCUCGGCCUGGCGCGCGUCGGCGAGGCCGUGCGGCGGCUGCCGUCGUGCGGGCACCUGUUCCACGCCGGCUGCGUCGACGAGUGGCUGCGCGCGCACGCGACGUGCCCGCUGUGCCGCGCCGCCGUGUGCGCCGCCGGGCCGGAGCCGGAGCUGCCCGUGUGACCGUCAGCCGCGGUGAUUGUUCUCAUUGUUAGGUCGAUCAUGCUGUAGAGAAAGUAUAACAGUAGAGCUUUUUUCUUCCAUUUUAUUAGUGUUGGUGAAUGGUGAUGAUUUUAUCUCAAAUCGAGGUAGCCUUCCUGUUCUUCUAUCGUCCUCAGUGACAUCUGUAAAUUCCGUCCAAAUUAUGUCAGUGCAGUUAAAGUACUCUUAAUAGCUACUCCCCGUUUUAUAUUAUAAGUCAUUUUAACUUUAGUUAAAUUACUUAAACUACUACUACAAGUUUGUUCAAGUUUGUAAAUAAAUACAGUAAU
This is a messenger RNA of Oryza sativa Japonica Group (Japanese rice), 1202 nucleotides long. Its product is annotated as E3 ubiquitin-protein ligase EL5. The record is from RefSeq and is a predicted model, not a curated record. NCBI's taxonomy places the organism in Eukaryota, Viridiplantae, Streptophyta, Magnoliopsida, Poales, Poaceae.